Messenger RNA from Peronospora farinosa, 696 nucleotides. The record is from the annotation of a GenBank genome assembly. Lineage: Eukaryota; Oomycota; Peronosporomycetes; Peronosporales; Peronosporaceae.
AUGGAACCACUUGCAGCGAAUGAACAUGGGGCGGGAGCGGCCUGGGCGGCCAUCAAGACAGACGCUGGCGGCGGCAAAAAGCGUAAACGUUUGCAAAAGAAAGCACCUGGUGCGCCUAAACGUGGCAAAUCUCCGUAUAUUCUAUUCUCUAUGGAAAAGCGAGAGGAGAUCAAGGCGACAAUGCCCGACAAUUCCAAGGUGACGGAUGUGAUGCGUGCGAUUGCCGACGCUUGGGGAAAGAUGAACGACGAUGAUAAACAGCCAUGGAAAGUGGCAGCUGAGGCUGAUAAGCAGCGUUACGAAGAGGAAAUGGCAGCCUAUGACGGGCCUUUGCGCGUCCCCAACAAGCGUGCAAAGAAGCAUCCAGACGCUCCAAAACGUGCGUCCUCGGCCUUUCUUUUUUACAGUCAAGUGAUGCGUCCACGCAUUAAGGCCGAACAUCAAGACAUGAAGAACACGGAGAUCUCGAAGCAAUUGGGUGAGGCCUGGGCCAAAGCCACAGACGAGCAAAAGGCCCCGUUUGUUGCAAAAGAGAAGAUCGACCGUGCACGGUACAAACGUGAAAUGGAAGAAUGGAACAGUCACAAGGCGGAGCGUGAGUACAACGAGUCUCAACAGCAGUUUAAUAAUUACGCCGCUAUGACGGGCUUUGACCAGAUCAGCUACACGGGCUCGUACUCAACUACGGAGGUGUAA